AUGUUCGCCCAACGCAUCCUUGCCCGCUCGUCGCAGCGCAUGGCCAUUACCCGCGCACCCCUCCGCGCCGGCCGCCGCAACUACAGCUCCGAGACCCCCAAGCAGUUUGCUGGUGCCGAGGACAACGAGUUCAACCGCGAGCGUGCCCGCAUUGCCCAGCACGCCGAGGAGUCUGGCGAGUUCUGGCGCAAGUUGUCGCUUUAUGUCGCCGUUCCUUGCAUCAUCGUCGCCGCGGUCAACGCAAAGAUCAGAUGGGACGCCCAUUGGGAGCACGUCGCCCACGAGGAGGAAGUGCACCCCCGAUCCGAGAGGCCCGAGUACUCCUACCAGAACAUCCGCACCAAGAACUUCUUCUUCGGAGAUGGUGACAAGACUUUUUUCUGGAACGACAAGGUCAACUACCACAAGAAGGACUAG
Messenger RNA from Plenodomus lingam JN3, 417 nucleotides. RefSeq lists its product as uncharacterized. NCBI's taxonomy places the organism in Eukaryota, Fungi, Ascomycota, Dothideomycetes, Pleosporales, Leptosphaeriaceae. The record is from RefSeq and is a predicted model, not a curated record. Gene Ontology annotation, cellular component: mitochondrial inner membrane. Gene Ontology annotation, biological process: mitochondrial electron transport, cytochrome c to oxygen. Gene Ontology annotation, molecular function: enzyme regulator activity.